Molecule: messenger RNA, 5146 nt
Organism: Nerophis ophidion (straightnose pipefish)
Lineage: Eukaryota; Metazoa; Chordata; Actinopteri; Syngnathiformes; Syngnathidae
Gene: triobpb
Product: TRIO and F-actin binding protein b
Exons: 12
Coding region: 382-1977 (531 amino acids)
Biological process (GO): positive regulation of substrate adhesion-dependent cell spreading; actin filament organization
Cellular component (GO): actin cytoskeleton
Molecular function (GO): actin filament binding
Source: RefSeq, a predicted model, not a curated record
GAAUCGCCCCGCCCACUUCUACUACAGAAGCAGCAGGCGCGCCGCCGCUGUUUUGGUUGAAGAUCUGGAGCCGCCCAGGAAGUGGAGCAGAGGAGCAGAUAUAUAUGUCGCCACUCGCCGACUCCUCGGCCUCCUUUUAGACACCAUUUAGGCGGAAAAUAGCAGGCUUUAGCGGAGACCUAGCACUUCCUGUUGUCCCUCCGCCUGAAGGGAGUGUGAAUGGCGCGGAUUUAUCUCAUGUCGCCACACGUACAAGAAAGUGCUACAAGUGUAUUGGCGGACAACUUUCAGCAAUAGCGAGAAAAGUGUUCUUUUUUCAUUAAGUAACGGUACUUUUUGUCUUUUUUUAAAUUUCUUGAAACCUACCCGGAUCCUGUUAUCAUGACGCCUGACCUCCUAAACUUCAAGAAGGGAUGGAUGUCGAAACUCGAUGAAAGUGGAGAGUGGAAGAGGCACUGGUUCGUUUUGACUGACGCCGGACUGAAGUACUACAGGGACUCCAGUGCAGAGGAGAAAGAUGAACUGGAUGGUGAAAUUGAUUUAAAGUCCUGCGUGAAGGUGUCUGACUUUGACGUGGAGAAGAAUUACGGCUUUCAGAUACAGACGAGGGAUUCCUCGUUUACACUUUCCGCCAUGACCGCAGGAAUCAGGAGGAACUGGAUUGAGGUUUUGAAGAAGUGCAUCCGGCCCAGUAGCACCCCAGACCUCACACAGCUGCCUGAUAGCGGCAGCGACAAAGAAAACUCCCACACGCGCUUCCAGCCAACUCCCUGGCGACCGCCAUCGCACCAUGCCAAUGUCCCGUCAGAAGUUUCCCCUAUCCACUACGUGGAGCUGUCCCUGGUCCCCGCCUCCUCCAGCCUGCUUUCUGCCAAUCAGAGACAGACGGGGGAGUGCCCGCGGAGAGAGCAGGGCCAGUGGCAGGAGGAGAAGGCCCGGGACACCACCAGCAGCCAGUGGGAGGCGGUGCUGUCUCGGAAGGGCACCGGCAGAGGAGUCAACUCGCGACUGCGCAUGGAGGACGAGAUCGAGAAGAAGUGGGCGGAGUUUGAGCGAAUGCCUUUGAAGGAGAACCCGACGGCGGGGUCUCGGCCUUCCGGCCAGCUGGCCAAUGAGGCGCUGCAUAGGGAGGUGGCGUCACUGAGGCAGCAGCUUGAGCAACUACAACGGGGAGGGGGAGGGGGGAAGGGAGCGCGCGCCGCAUGCGGCACCGACGCCCCCUGCAGCCGCAGCCUGGCCGCUCUGGAGCGUGCUCAUCGGCAAGCCAUGCAGGAGCUGCAGAGGCAGCAUGAGCGCCAGAUGACGGCGUUAGAAACGGAGAAGAAGAUGCUGCUGCUGGAGGAGGUUCAGGACACGGCACGGGUGAUGGAGGCACUGAGGAAGAAACACAAAGAAGAGCUGGAGAGCGAGGUGGAAAAGGUCAAGAGGCUAAGCAGUGGGGACCCAAAGUCUUUACGAGACCAACAACAGGUAGAGAGUCAGGCCUUGCAGAGAGAGCUGGCCGGACUAUCAGAGCGCUACUCUCAGAAGUGUCUGGAGCUAAACCGGGCUGAACAGAACAACGCUGAAAGAGAGCAGGAACUCAGACAAAAGGAGAGCAAUCUGGAGCAGCUCAGGAAAGAGAACCAAAACUUAAAGGAGCGCUUGGCAGAGGAGAUCUGCCGCAUACGAUACAACACAGAUCUGGAUUCAAAAGACAACCGAGAUGGGACAUCCUGUGAAUUAGAGGUCCUGCUCAGAGUCAAAGAAAACGAGAUUGAGUACUUGUAUAAGGAGAUCAGCUGUCUAAGGAAUGAACUGGAGUUCCUCAACACGGAGAAGUGUCGGGCCGGUGCACGAUACGCGGAGGUGAACGAGGAGCUGAGCGGGAUAAAAGGGCGGAGCGAUCGCGAGAUCCAGAAUCUAAAGGAGCACUUGAGGCUGGCCAUGGCCGCUCUGCAGGAGGGCCAGAGGCUGGGGAACAGCAUGGACCACUGACUCCUUUUAAAGGAUAGGAGUGAUGCUCGGGGCAGGGCAAGUCAACAACGAGCCUCCAUGGUGGUGCCCCCCAGGUGUGCCUGCUCCAAAUGUGACUGAAAGGAGAGAGAUAGUUCUAGUGCCUUUUGUUUCAAUGCUGGUGCCAAUGGUAACCUGACCUUUUUACACUGGACCACGUGUUUUAUAAACUGCACUUUUCCUUCCUCAUUCGUGCUCCAGGCUCCCGUCAGUGCGCCUUUUUAAAAAAAAAAAAACUGGAGUAUUCGUCAACCUUCCUCAUUCAUACUCCUGGCUCCCAUGAGUGCGCCUUUUUUUUUAUUUUUAACUGGAGUUUUUGUCAACUGUCGUCCUAGUUUUAGGCAUUUCAGGUUCUUCUCGAACAGCUUUUACGACAGAUUUUUUGUGUGUCUUUUAGAACGAAAUCAAGCUAAUGUUGUCUGUUGAGUUUUAUUCCUCCUAAAAAUAUGUGCUUUAAAAUGAGAGCUUAUCAUUUUUGAUCGUUCUAGAGGAGAUCAUUUUUGAUGUUCUGCACCAAAACAUGCAUGUUGGGUUACCAGAGACUCUUAAUUGCCUCCAGGUAUUGGUGGUUAUUUCUUCACCUGUGUGAAGUUGUUCUGCCUUAUCAUUGCAAAUAUUCAAAAAACACUGCCUGUGUGCUGCCUUUGUGGCCGUAAAAUUAUUGUUUAUGCUGUUAGGUUUUAGCGCUUAUUCCAAAAUACAUUUUCUGACUAGUAGCCCCACUAUGGCUGUACAAUUUGAAGAAAAACCAUCCCGUUAAUUUUGGACUGUAAGUUGCUACUUUCUUACUACGUUUUAAACCCUGCACCUUAUAAAACGGUGCAGCUAGUUUAUGGAUUUUUCUUUGCUGACUGUUUUAAAAAAUUAAAAACAGUCACAUUGAAUAGGUGUGCUAUUGCUUGUGGUAUGAUGCCAUCUUUUGGAUGAGUUCACUCACUGAGUGUCCUUCCAUUCAGGAGUAAAAGAAGUGUUGUUCCGUCUUUUAGCGGUCCAUAGCAUUGCUACUCAUAAGGAUUCAUCUCUCCAAGCAACGAUUGUAAGUUUAACCAAGGCAUCCCAUAUGUGAUGUAUGUAGGAGUGUUUUCAUGCAUUUCUGUACGUGCUAUUGUAAUGUAAUCAAGCGAGCAGCGUUAGUAUUGGCUAAUAUGUUAAUACGUUUAUGAGUGUCUGUGUUAGUAUUAUUAACUUACAACGGCAUUAUUUUUGUAUUGUUUCAAUAGUUCCUCAGUAAAUUCACCAAAACGUCACGGUGGAGUUAAGUAUCUUUAGCUGAUUUGAGAACUAGCUUGCGCAUUAGUGGGUCCAUGACUGUGACUUCUGUUUUGUUUGAUCAGCCGCUUGACUGCCGCGUUACAGACACUGUUUGGAAACAAUUAGGUAUAUAAAUAAACAUUUACAGAAUAUUUUUGUGUAAAUAACUCAUUUCACAAUGUGUAUAUCUGCGGCUAAUAUAUUGGGAAAAUAUUUGUUUUCCCUCAAAUUAAGUGCGUGCAGUUUAUCUACCACUCCCGUCCAAAGUCAAAACCCAGUAACUCAAUUUUGGUCAAAACUGAGCUGAUAAUAAUUUUGGAGUUCCUAGGUGAUAUGCUUUACAUUAGUGUAUGCGAUAUUGUAAUUUGUUCCGUAAGUAAGCUGUUACGCGCAUGGCAGGACCUAGCAACUAUCACAUAACCGCGUAGAUACAACAGAAAACCUAGUAUCUCAAGGGACCAAUCGGAGCUUUUUUUUUUCAGUCGCCUUAUUGUCUUUAAUGAGACAUUUGCACGAAUGGGGGCUGACGGUCAACCUGAUUAUGUGAUAUUAUGGCACGUGGGGAUAUUUGGAAGAUUGGCCCAGGACGUUGCAAGCAACUUCAUUAAAUGUAUUGUUCUUGAUUCUUCCCCUUGCAUACUCUUUUGGGCAGAUAACUGUGAAGGUCAAAAUAAAAACUGGACGCUGUACACGGCUCUUGCCCAAUGUGCAAACGCAGAAUGGGGCCCACUCGAGAUUGUAAUAAAAUAUCUGGAGAAAGGGCACACAUUCAUGAGAGCAGAUUCAAUCCAUGGCUCAAUCGGCAAGAAAAAGAAAGCUCAAGAAAACAUCUAUACGUUUGAUGACUUUGUAGAUCUUUGCAAGACAGCAUCAAGAUAGAUUGGUUUUCCUUUGUUUUCUCAAAAUCAGCUAGAAGUGAGUUACUAGGUUUUUCCUUUGGACGGGAGACCGGUGCACUCUAUAGUUGAGAAAAUACAGUAAUUGCGAUUUUUCUCUUCAAAUUUGAUUUUACGAUUUUCAUUUAUAUAUAUCUUUUUUUACAUAUAAAUGCAUAUAACUGGAGUGAAGAAAGAUAUGUUGCUUUUAGACUGUCAACAUAUUCUUGUCUCUGGAUGCCACACAUUAGAACGACAUGCAAUAAUUUACUUUUAGAAAUAAAAUUUCAGCAAAAACAUGUCUAAAUCUUCCCAAACAUUUUUGCUACAAUUUUUUUUAUUCAUUAAAUAUUCAUCCUGAGACAUUUCGUGGCCUUCUUGGAGACAUAGCCACUCCGACGUGUCCUGGGUCUUCUCCGUUGUCUCCUACCGGUUGGACGUGCCGUAGAAACUAUAGUGGUAGAAAAAACAUGCUGCAGCACAAACAAAUGGGGGCAAGUUUUGGGAGUUGUUGACAAGGUGGGGUGGGCAGGAUGACAUCACUAGUUAGAACAUUUAUUUUAGAAUAAUUUAAAACGUAACGGCACACAUUAAAUGUUUACAGCACAAAAAAAUGGCAGUUUUGUUUUGAUAUUUGCUUCACAUAGAUUUUAUGAUUGGUGCUUCUGGGAUAGGCUCCAGCCUCCAGCUAAGCCGCAACCUUAUGAACAAAAGUCAGCAGUUGGAAAACUGUUCAAGCAGAAUUUGUGAGCAAACACUUUUAUUGUCUUGAUUUUAAAGACCGAAUGAACUGAAGCGCAGCAAGAAUCUUUUAUGAGCUUUACAUUUUGUGUGCUUCGAAAUCUGGUUAUUGAAUGUUGCCCAUAACACACAACUUCUCAACAUUUGACAGGUUUUACAUUAAUGAGCCAAUUUGACAAAGUCUACCUGUGUUUAAAAAAAUCUGUAUUUAAGAUAUACUGUAUUUUCUUGUAUAGUGUAAAAGAUAAACGUUUUGCUAUCAAUAAAGUUUUAACAAAAGCAAA